UCAAAGAACAAGGGAGUCGCUUUCCUUUGUUGCUAAGUAAAAGUGAAUGUUAAUAUAUUGUUAAAUAAAUUUAUCCUCUUCGUAGUAAAUUUACAAAAUUCUAUUGCCUAUAUAUUUUAAUAAUGUCUUCCAUGGGGGCAGCUGAAGAAAUUGAUGAGGCAAAGGAGCGCGCCCAUUUUCGAGCAGUCGUGAACGCUUUUAAAUAUUACAAAUUGUGCAGCCUUGAUAGGAUACAUAAAUCGGAGAAAAUAGUUUCCAUGCUCCAACCAAAUCACCAACGUAGACUAGAAAAGUACAAAAGCUACCUCAUAAAGUUUAAAAAAUGUUUAGAUGUUAAUAAUAGUGUUGUACAUCUUAUAAUAAGGGACGUAGAUACAAUGUUUGAAAAUGUUGACCACAGUAUUGAUGCAAAUACAAACAGGAUGGAGAGCUUCGGCUGUAAUUAUAAUAACUGUGAAAUACCAUCGCAGAAACAACAUAAAAUGCAGCAUGAUGUUGAAAAGGUACAAUCGGUAUUAAAAAAUAUAGUAAGAGACUGGAGCGACGCGGGUGCAGCUGAGCGGGAACAGUGCUAUAAACCCAUACUCGAGGAGUUAGAAUCAAGAUAUCCACCAGAAGAAUUUAGUGAUAGGUCACACAUCAAGGUGCUGGUGCCGGGCGCUGGUCUCGGCAGGCUGGCGUGGGAGAUCGCUGCCAGAGGGUAUUCGUGCCAAGGGAACGAGUUCUCGCUGUUCAUGUUGUUCGCGAGUAACUUCAUAUUGAAUAAAUGUCCUGAGGCAAACAAACACACGGUGUAUCCCUGGGUCCAUCAGUACGUGAACCACAUGACCAGUGAGCACCAGAUACAGGCCGCCACGUUCCCGGACGUGCCGCCCGCCACCAGGCAUUCGCACUUCUCUAUAGCAGCCGGGGACUUCCUGAAGGUGUAUACGGAUUUAGACGAAUGGCAUUGCGUCGCGACAUGUUUCUUCAUCGACUGUGCGCCGAAUGUCAUCGAGUUUAUAGAAAGGAUAUAUGCAAUAUUACGUCCGGGGGGAUACUGGAUCAACCUUGGGCCACUGCUGUACCAUUAUAGUGACAUGGCAACAGAAAUCAGUAUUGAGCCACCAUAUGAUAUUUUACUGGAUAUCAUAAAGGAUGUCGGGUUUGAAGUUUUGAAAGAACAAACGGGUGUUAAAACGAAAUAUGCUCAAAAUCCAAACUCGAUGAUGCAACACGAAUAUAAAUCUGUUUUCUUCGUGUGUAAGAAGCCUUUUCCAACAUAAAAAAGUAUUAUUAAUAUAAAUGGUCAAUACUGGUGAAAAACAAACUAAUUUAAUGGUCUGUGAGUCAUUAUAUCUUCAUAUAGUACUAUAGCCUCUUCCAACCACAGAAAGAACCAACCACAGUAAAGACAUAUAAACAAGUUUGAACUUGAACUGAAACAAUAUGGCCGACAUCUUUUAUAAUCUAUUAUAAAUGUCAGUGAUUUUUUUGUCGGUACUGUGGAAGUUAUAUUAAAGUGGAUAUACAUAGUUAUGUGGAAUGGUGUUGUGUUAUAAAUAAGGAUGUAUUAAUCAAGAACUGUUUGUAGUGUAAAUCUAAGGUUUGUUUAUAUUUACUCCUUCAUCGAUUGGAAUAUUCUAUUUAACUCAAGGAAGAACAUUGUUAGUGUUGUUUGUGAUCAUACUAUUUAAAUGUCCCGCAGUGCUAUUCUGUAAGAACUUACUUCAUUACUCAUCCGUGAAAUGUUGACAACCGACUUAUGUUGAUGUACUAUUUUGAUGCGUAAUGUAAUAACUAUUAUUAUCAAUGUCGCAUCUUACUUUUUGAAUUUCACAACUGAUUUCCUGGGUGAGUCUCGAGUUUGAUCACAGAAAAUUUAAUAUUUAAUCCAUAAUGAACAUAAUGUGUACCCACGGUUUUGUUAUGUAUGUAAAAAGUAUUUCAUGUCAAUGCCAGCGAAUAACAUAUGGACAUAAUCAUUGCACAAUGACAUAUCUGCAGUUCUAUAAUAUAUUUAAUAAAUUUGCUCAGCGACUAUUUAGUUAAACAUUGAUUUCGCUCUUUCUGUCGUCAUUCCAUUGACAUUCGAAAGAAAGAGACAGCAUCGUUAAACAAUUCAUUCGCCAAACAAUGUUUACAAGUUAAGCGGUUGAACGCUACUAUUAAAGUUUAUAUAUUAUUUUUGUAUUUAUUGUCAUAUUUACUAAAAAAGUGAUGAGAUUGGUUUUGUUGUAUCCCCGUUUAAUAAGUUAGUUUUCUAAGGCAUGGUUUAUAUUUCACACGGCACUAAUGACUAAGUGCGGUGGUGACCACUUACCAUCAUGAGUCCGAUCUACCAGACUGCCUAUAUAUAUUAUAAAAAAAAGAGUUGUGAUACAACUUGCUGAAUGUCAUUAAUGUAACAUUUUAUCUCUAUGAUUCGGUUUCUCUAUGUUUUGUUAAAAGACAAUAGUAGAAGAAGGUGUUAUGAAACAAUGAUUUUAAAUAAUUGUCUGUUUCAUGUUUUUGAUUUGAUUACUAAUUCUUGUACAUACGCAACUCAUCCAAUACGUUUGUAAUUCUUGAAGUAUUACAAAGUGACAGCUGAAGGUAGCAUCACGAGUAUAGUGACAAAGUGUUCAUUGAGGUAACAAAUUUAAAAAGUUUAAAAAUGCGACAUAGCGCUUUAUCCACUUAUGUAUUAAUUAAUCUCAAAACAGUGUUUGUCCUAUGACGAUAUAUAUGUAUGUAAAAUAUAAACCGUUGCUGCUAAAAACGGGACAAACUAAAGAAUAUUUUCACAUUUUUUUAUGUUAGUGUGGUUGUAAAGGCUUCGUUAAUAUAGAUGCCAUUGUUUCAAAGCUAUUCAUUGUAUUAUAUGAAGUUUAUAAUAUGUUUUCUCAGUAUUAAGCUAAUAUUGUACCAAGGCUAAUUAAUAUAUAUAUAUAUAUAUAUACUAUAUACAAAUGGAUGGAGUAAAGAUAAAAAAAACAACUUUGACCGUGAAAUGAUGUUAUAUGAUUGGUCGAAGUUUAAAUAAUCUGUGUUAUUCAUUAUGGAUGUCUGCGAUGUUGUUAUCGGGACUUAAAGCGGAUAUAAGAAGUUAUAUGGUACAGUGAUGUAUUAUAUUAUAUAUAAAGAUAUAUUAAUAAAUGACUGUUUUUAGUGUAUAAUAUAACAAGAGAUAGUGGCAAAUCGUAUGGAACAUGUAAGUCUAAGGUUUGUUUAUCUUUAUAUCCCGUCAUUCGAAGAUAAUACAUGUUCUCUUCGGCAUUAACAAUGUUUAGUCGAUAUCACUGAAUGAUGAUGAAUAUAAUAUGCCAAAAUAUAUAUGUAUGUACAGACGAAAACUUGUUAGUGUUUUGCAUAUAUAUGUUUUAAAUUACAUAACGGUUGAUAUAAAGUUUUAUUUGAAACGAGAUGGCUCAGAUUGUUGAAACAAUAGUUUUUAUGUUAAAAUUAUGUUAUGCAUAUUAAAAACUAUAAUAACAAGAAAAAGACUUACCUAAAUUAAUCAAUGAAAAUGUUUACUAAUAUUAUAAAAAUAUAAAAUAAUGAAAAUAUUAAGCAUGACAAAAAUAUUUCUACAACAAUGUAAAUUAAAAUAUUCUCAAUAAGCUUCAGACCUUAUUAAAGGCCACUUCCAGCUCUGGGACAUAAAUAAGAUGCUAUAUUAUCACUUCGUCUUCUUCUCUUCUUCUUCUGCUCUUAUUUUAACCAUAUUUGAUCUCAUCUUUUACCUUAUAUGUCAAAGUGUAGUUAUAUAAUAAAAAUAAUUUGAUAUCAUUGACUCACUGCAAGAACUUAUUAAGUGCAAAAAAUCAUUAUGUACCCAUUGUUAUUAAUUAUUUAUAUAUAUAACUUAUACUACCAGUAGUCAGUAGACAGUUAGUAGUUAUACGAAGUACAGAAACAUAUUAUUAUUUUCCAAAGUAUUUAUGGUACAUUAAAUAUAGAAAAAAUGUGUGUUUAUGAUAAAAAUCAUCAAGUAGAGCUUCAAAGUCGUUGAUGACGCAACCAAUGAGCGUUCAGAUUAAAUCCAAAUGUCAUUGUGAUUGGUUAAUAUUUGAAAUUAAUGAUUUCUUGCAGUAAACCAACUAUAUAUAUAUAUAUAAAAUACAAUUUUUUUUACCCACCUAAUAACUGGAUUUUUUUUCUUAAAAUUCAGAAUUAAAAAUUCAUUGGUUUAAUUUGCAUAUCACAAUAAAUGAAAUAUUGAAAUAUAUUGUCAUCAUCAUCCACCAAUAGUUAUGUCAUAGAUUUUUACUUUUUACCAAUAUCUAUGGUCGUGUUAGCCUCAUCUAGACUUGGGCGAAAUGUAAUCAGAUUAAUGAUUACGAUUAAUCACGAUUACAGUGCAACGGAAUUAAUCAAAAAAGUAAGGACUAUUCUGGAACAAAGUUAAUCUGUGAUUGAUGAUUACACAUUGCAAUUGUAAUCGUUAAUCUGAUUACAUUUUGUCCAAGUCUGGUCUCAUCCACAAUCCGAUAAUUUUUAGUAACUUAUCACAAUAAUUGUUUUGUAGCAUUUGUUAAAUAAGAAUAGGCAUGCGCGUUAUUGCCAUUGGAAAAUAUAAAAUUUAUUUUUUACUGGGCUGUUUAAUCGAAAUCCUUUUGACAUUUGAAAAAUACAAAAAAUGCAUGAAAUGUCAAAUCAAAGUUUUUGAAAGUGAAAAGUUUCAAAAACUUACCUAUCUACUAUACUAACAUAGUCGAACUAAGGUUUUUAUUCGAGCGACGGUUAUAGAUAGUAUUGUUUUUAGAUAAUACCCACCAGCUUAAAGACUACCAACAUAAGAACCGUCUCAAUAUUAGUUUGCUUUUAAAAUAAUUGCAUUUAUAUUUCAUCCUGUUUUAAAUGUUUUCAUAAAAAUGUAAAAGAAAUUAGCAUUAGCAAUAAUAAAAAAUUAUGUUUUAAAUUUGGAUAGUAACGUGUAACGGCUUCGAAAUCUUUAAUUCCAAUCAUCAAUAUAGCCUUAGCUUUAAUUAGGAUGAAAAUUAAAGGAGUUUUCGGUAACAUGUUUUAUAUGUUCCAACUUAUCUUAUUAAACAAUU
This is a messenger RNA of Nymphalis io (European peacock), 5018 nucleotides long. RefSeq names its product carnosine N-methyltransferase. The record is from RefSeq and is a predicted model, not a curated record. Bases 123 to 1265 code for a protein of 380 amino acids. Gene Ontology annotation, molecular function: S-adenosylmethionine-dependent methyltransferase activity. The transcript has 8 exons. Lineage: Eukaryota; Metazoa; Arthropoda; Insecta; Lepidoptera; Nymphalidae.